Molecule: messenger RNA, 1414 nt
Organism: Drosophila innubila
Lineage: Eukaryota; Metazoa; Arthropoda; Insecta; Diptera; Drosophilidae
Product: PRADC1-like protein
Exons: 2
Coding region: 101-685 (194 amino acids)
Source: RefSeq, a predicted model, not a curated record
ACCAGAUGGGCAACCCUCGGUUUAAGGCUACAUUUUGCAACCGUAUUUUUUAUGUGUUAUUUUUUACCAACAAUAAAUAAACGAUAGUUAUGUGCCCAAAAUGUUAAUUGUUUUGGUAGUAAUUGCCACACUGAGCCAAUGCAGAGCCACGUCCACGAUACACAUGCCGGUGACGACCCAGGAUAUUAUUGCAGGUGACGUGUUCUUUGAAAUCAUUUCGCCGCAAGACCUCGAAUACACCUACAGACUGCGACCGGCCAAGGACUUUGGCGUGUCCUUCUCGGAGAAGCUGGAGGGCAUACCGAUGGUGUUGACCGAUCCCCCAGAGGCUUGUCAUCGCAUCCGCAAUGCCCGAGAGAUGCACGGCAGCAUUGCGCUCAUGGACAGGGGCGAAUGCUCGUUCCUUACCAAAACACUUCAUGCAGAGGCUGCUGGUGCCAUUGGCGCUAUUAUCACGGAGUACAAUUCAAAUUCGCCGGAGUUUGAGCACUACAUUGAGAUGAUACACGAUAAAACGAAUCGCGAUGCCAAAAUCCCAGCCGGCUUUUUGCUUGGCAAAAAUGGCAUGAUCAUACGCAGUACGCUGAUGCGGCUGAAGCGUGUUCAUGCGCUAAUUAACAUACCAGUGAACCUGACCUUUACCCCGCCAUCGAAAAUCAAUCAUCCGCCCUGGCUGGGCUGGUGAGAGGCAGACAGUCAGACAGACAGUCAAAUAGUCAGACAGCAGCGUCGAAAAUUGAAAACCAAAGUGCACACUUAGUCAGCAGCGCUUUAUUUGAACUUUAAGCGUAGUUCCGUAUUACGAUAUAUAUUUGUCAAGGUUGUAAACCAUUCAAAAUCUAGGGAAUAGUUUUGAGGCACGCCACUAAAUUCGAUAUUAUCAAGUAUUUUUUUCUUUUUAUUUAGAAUUUGUCAAAAAUUGUAGUCUAAUUAUUACAUAAAUUUUAUAUUAACUAAACUAAAUAAUCAUUGCUUUGAGCAUAUUCUUGUCUGCAUUUAAACUAAUUAUUGAGCUUUGAGACAAAUACUUUCUUUAUUAGUCAAUUGUUUAUUUAGCCAUGACUUCAAAUUGUUAAAUGUUCUCCGCAUCACAAUUUCAUAAUGAAAAUGUAGCUAAACUUUCCUUUAUUUUGUUAUUAACAAUAACAUUAAAUGUUUAUUUUAUGAUUUUUUUUAGAGAAAUUUCGCACAAAUUUUGCAGUUUGUGGUUUACAGCCGUGCUCAUUAGACUUGACUAACAACAAACUGAAACUGAACUGAAUUUAAGUAGUUAAAUUGUAUACAAAAGCAAUCCCCUCUAAAAAACAAAAGCAAUCCCAAACAACAACAAAAAGCCCAAAGCAUACAUUGUAAAUAAAAUUGCUUAGCAAAAGACAGGUCGUAAAUUUGUAAGCUAAUUAAACAAAAUACAAAA